This is a messenger RNA of Staurois parvus, 281 nucleotides long. NCBI's taxonomy places the organism in Eukaryota, Metazoa, Chordata, Amphibia, Anura, Ranidae. The record is from the annotation of a GenBank genome assembly.
AGGGACAUUGAUGCCAGAGAAGCUCCUGAGGACCUCCUUCAGUGGGCUAGUGUAGCCUAGUUGAACAGCAUAUAGCUGUGCGGUAUCCAGAGGUGGACUGACAACUCAUGGGGCCCCCGGGCAAUAGCGGAUCAUGGGGCCCCUGUGUCCUUGCCCAAACUCAAAAAAGCCUAUGCAAAAGGUACCAAGGGCAUCUCAUGGGGCCCCCUACUGACCCUGGGCCCUCGGGCAGUGCCCGAGUUUCCAAGUGGUCAGUCCGCCCCUGACGGUAUCUCACCGCA